AUGGACCUCGAUUCUGCAGAGUCAGUGCAGUCAUCGGCACGCUCAUAUCCUUCUAAUACUCAUUCACACUCCGCACUAACCCCAAUAUCCUCCAAUUCUGGUUCGGAAUCUGCUCUACCUACCACUGCGGGUGGCCACUCGAGUAGUUCGUGGUCGAAAGAGUCCAUAGCGGGCACCUCUCCAGCAUCAAAACCAUCUCUCCUUGCCGCUCCCAAGCCAAAGAAGCUCUCUCAUAUUGUCGCGGAUAAACUCACCAGAGCGACAUACAGACCCGCAGCAGAGGCGUCACGCAACGCCAAUGUGGUCGAGUGGUCCAAGGGUCUCCUAGGCUCUUCGAGCGACGUCCAGGCUGCGACGACGCCCUACUUCAACUCACCUUAUAUGUCAGACUCUCCACUGUCUCGUACAAGUGCCACGCCCAAGUCUGGGGUUAAUUACAAGGCGCCACGGAGGCCCGUCGAUGGCUCGCCUCCGUUUCCGUCGUCCUUUGCAGAGCCGAUAAGACAGGUACUGGAAGACAUGCGUGAGCAACGAAUGUCGCUCUGCCAGAGUCUGCGUCAAUACGUCUUUGCGCAUCGCGCCAUUCUGGAAGGUGCCCUAGAUAUUGUCGAUGAGAUGAGAGCUGCCAAUCCCGAGGCGUUUAUCUCGUCUAACAAUGUGGUAGCGUCGGAGAGGAAUGAAAUGGCCUGGUCAUCCACGUCGUCCCUUUCGUCGAUUACCGACCAGCCCAUCCAGCCCUCGACAUCUCCUACGCGAGCCAAAGCCGGGCGGCUAUCAUCAAGUGAGGCGAGGACAAUGCGUGCGUCAUCCAUUCCUUCGAGCCCACCGCCUCACCCGAAGGCAGCCACCGGCAAGCGCACUGCAAGUGCGAUGAAGUCAUCUCCAGGUGAGAGUAGACUUGGCAAGCGACCGUCUUCGAGGCGGAAGCACAACCCUUCUCCCCCUCAUUCAGAAACGUCUUCGCGAGAGUCAUUUUCAGGGCACUUUACACUCGAAGGUGGCAGUCUCAGUCGAAAAUAG
Molecule: messenger RNA, 1020 nt
Organism: Serendipita indica DSM 11827
Lineage: Eukaryota; Fungi; Basidiomycota; Agaricomycetes; Sebacinales; Serendipitaceae
Source: the annotation of a GenBank genome assembly